This is a messenger RNA of Helianthus annuus (common sunflower), 4869 nucleotides long. RefSeq lists its product as uncharacterized. The record is from RefSeq and is a predicted model, not a curated record. Lineage: Eukaryota; Viridiplantae; Streptophyta; Magnoliopsida; Asterales; Asteraceae. Bases 87 to 4481 code for a protein of 1464 amino acids. The transcript is spliced from 10 exons.
ACCAUUCAAAUUGAAACGCGCGCUUCAUUUACUCCUUCACCAAAAACCAGUGGAGCUUCCAUAGAUCCAGUUAACCGCCGGUUAACAUGACGACAUUAGAGAAGUUGUUCAUGCAAAUCUUCGAGCGAAAGGACUCAAUCAUCGAACAACUGCAGCAGCAAGCCGAUUUAUACACACAACAACUCGCAUCGACACUUGUAAUCGACGGAAUUACACCUCCUCCUUGGCUUCUGAGCCCUAAUUCUUCGAAUCCUAAUGGGUUGGAAAAAGAACAAAUUAUCUCUAAGCUCUUACUCCGGCCUCCACCAGAUUCCAUUCGAUACUCAAUCGGUGGGCACUCUCUGUACUACCCGCCUGUUGUUCCUGGUGGAAAUAUUAAUAGACAGUUAUCCACUGAAAAGUGCACGGAAACACAUGCUCCUAACAAAGCUGUUGAUCUAAGCAAUGAACAUAUGGUGACACUUGAGUGUCAUAAAAAUGACAAUGUAGGUAUCUUAGAUCAUGUUCCUGAGCAAGAUGACAGUGCUAAAUCCCCUCAGAGUGAGAUGGAUGCUAGAAUAACAAGCAUUUAUGCUGCACCCGAUGCGUCACUUGCUAGAAUUCAGAGGUCCAAGUCCAGGCAAAAAGCUCGGGAGCUACGCACUGGUGGCAAAACUACUGCCAAAAGUCGCUUAAACAAUGAAAAUAGAACACAUAUUUCUUUAAGCGGAGAGUCAAAAUCCAAAAAGGAUUUCCAUCACGUUAUUCAAGAUAAAUGCCCUUCAGAGAUGAACAAAUGGAAUAAUAUCAGUGUGGCAGAAGAAGGAAACGAUGAAAAGGGAAAUGAUGGAACCAGUCAUAAUAAAAUUGGGUCCUCGUUUGAUAAGGAAGAAUUAGAUGAUGACAUCAUAGUGGAGCCAAUAGGUGAGUCAUUGCAGCAAUCUUGUCGUGUUAAUGAUGUUAUCGAAGAGGCCAAUCUUCCUGAUGUUUGUUUGGGAAGUUAUGCAAGCAAAAAAUCGAUAACCAGGAAGCUACAAGGUACAAAAAGCCAAAACAAUCGUUUUUCUGGUAGAAUUACAAGGUCUAGAAGUUCAAGGCUACAAACUAGUGGAAUAAACCAGUCUUCAAAACCGGGCACGUCUGUUUCUCGCAAUCCGAAAGGUGCAGGUGCACUUUCUCAUUCUGUUGGUGAUUCAAUGCAAUCAAACAAGUUAAAAGAUGCAGCCAAAAAUUCUUGUGAUAUAAAUGUGGAGACACAAGCUAUUUGUAGCCAUGAAGGUUUAUUAAAGCCAGUCGUUUCCUCCUAUAUUGAUAUGAACGAAUCUCUACUUCGUGGGAAGCACCAAAAAAAUGCUGAAAUUGAGGGAAAUGGGCCUAUAGAUGAGCUAGUUGCAAUGCAGCCUGUAAAUUCUGGUAAUAAUUUGGAUCCGGUUACCUUAAGGCAAUCUUCUAACAGUUGUAUGAAUGUUAUACCAAAGCAAUUGAACUUUGAUGAAAUUGACAAAGGUGAUCUAAAUGAAGUCUUUAGUUCACUUUCCAAGAAGAGAAAACCGGAUGAAAUGUCGGGAGGUGAUCUAAAUGAAGUCUUUAGUUCACUUUUCAAGAAGAGAAAACCGGAUGAAAUGUCGGGAAAAGAGUGCUAUUCUUCGAAGGAGGUUGCACCAUCAAUUGAUCAUGAAUCUAGCUGCAAUGUCAUUGAGCAGCAGUUACCAAAACAAAAUGACCUGUCAAGCGGGACAGAAACCACAAGGGCACAUAGUUAUAACAACAUUGAUGAACUAGCAAAAGGCGAAAUGAAGAAUAUUGAUGUGGACAUGAAUGACAACCAUCCGGUGAUGGAUGAUGUUGAGCAUGAUGAUAUUGAUGUAACAUGUGACGUAAAAUUAUCUCCCAAAGAAGUCAAUAAUAAAUUUGAUAAAGAAAAGCAUUCAGAAACAUCUCAUUCGAAUGAAGAUCAAGCAUCCUCAUUAAACAUUCAAACCGAAGAGGAUGAUCUUGACCAUAAAGACAAGGAGAGUGCUGCUGGUGUUUAUAUGCUUGUGUCCAACAUUAAGUCAUCAUUGACUUCAAGUUUAACCAAACAAGGAAAUGAUAGUUUUGAAGAUUGUUUCGAUAAGGAAGUCAACGAACCAGAGGUAGAUCUUGAAGUUGGGCCAAUACCUAAGCUGUCCAAUAUGAAACUGAAUUCUGCUAAGGCUAAUACAUGGCCUUUGAAUCAGCAGAAAGAUGUUGAAGACCAACCAAACUGCUUUUCAGAUUCACGAAACUUUAGGGUACAUAUUCAAAGAGAUGGAAUUCGUUGUGAUUUGGAGACCGAGACCCCUGAAAAUGGUUCAAAUUUAUUAAAGGGAUCUGCAUCUAUACUUUCGUCUGAAAAGAUACAUCUUAUUCAGUCAGAUGGCAUGCAGAGCAGUGAAAAGAGAGUUCAUUAUGAUAUGAAUUGUGAUUUGUUAGAAGGAACACAGUCCUUACUUGAGACUCAAGCUGCUGAGGAAAUUGUUACUGAAGUGGAUGAUGACACUGCAGAAAUUACUGACACACUCAAACAGGCUGAAUCAACUUGUGUCGUAAAUUUGAUCAAGAAUGUAGCUGCUGAUGAUUCUACGUAUAGCUUGGCAGUAGAUGUGGUACCUACACCUUCAAUCAUCAACGGUGACGUUGCGGUUACCGACAAUUUUGAGAUAAACCUUCCUGAGUGGGUGUCUUCACCAAUUGAUGACAAUACCAUGGUUGUAUCUGACAAAAUCACUCCGGUCUAUGAGGGUUUUAUCAUAGAUGACGAAACGGGAAAUGUAAACGUGGGGAAUAAUGAAGGUGGAAUAGGUUUUGACACACUGGAAAUCCCGAGUACCACAAUUGAACGAGCUAGCAUUAUAGAGAAGCUUUGUAAAUCCGCAAGCAUGCAGACGCCAUUGUCUCAGUUUUCGCCUUCAUGUACGCAACAUCAAGUUGAAGGCUUAUAUGGAUUUAUGGCAGACGGGAUUCUUGACCACGUUGACCUUGGAACCAGUGUAUCUAUUGAUGAAGAUUCUAGAAAGAAUCCACAGCAACAAAAAUUUGAUUGUGCUACACCAUUAUACUAUCAAUUGAAAAACCAUUAUUCAUCUCCUGUUGGAAAGCUUUGGGAAAGAUCAGCUUCAAGCUCAGGUAGUUCGGAGAUUCAAAUGAGCUCAAAUCCCGAUCUUACUUGCUUCCCGAUUGAAGAAGAUCCGAGCGAUAACGAAGAAAAUGAGAACCCAGACGAGAUGCAGGAUAAACUUCAAGAAAACAUAAGUCCAGAUGAAGAAAAUGAAAAUCCAGUUACGGUUUCUACUGAAAUGAAAAUUGAAAGAAGGGAGAAUGAUGAUGACGUGGCGGUUGCAAAUCAUAUCUCCAUGUCAUCCAUGAAGUAUGCAGAUAGAUACAGCUCGAAUUCUGUUGUCAGUAUGGAGGUUAGUGUCCCGCGGACACGUGAUAAAGUGAAAUAUAAGCCUAAAAUUCCUCAUGGGAUUAAGGUAAGUAGGUACGAGGAAGAUAACCGGAAUUCGUCUAUUGCUACACGUGCUAGUAGCAGGGGAAAUUUGUCUGUAAAUAGUAAAAAUAAGAGCGGUAUAAGAAGUGGAAUACCAAGGCUGUCACAAAAGGAGGCUAAACGUAACAAUAUUGUAUCGAACAUUGCAUCGUUUAUCCCAAUGGUUCAACAGAAACAAGCAACCGCUGCUUGCACAGGGAAAAGGGACAUCAAAGUGAAGGCUCUGGAAGCUGCAGAGGCUGCAAAACGCCGCGAACAAGAAAAGGAGAAUGAGAGAAAACUGAAAAAAGAAGCAUUGAAGCUUGAACGAGAAAGAAUCGGGAAAGAAAAUGCAAAAGAAAUGGAAUUAAAAUUGAAAAAGCAAGAGGAAUUAAAGAAAAAAGAAGCUGAGAUAGCAGCAAGGAAAAGGCAACGGGAGGAAGAAGAGCGGAAACAAUUGGUCAAGAAACGAAAGCUUGUCGCAGAAGCACAAAAAAAUCAGAAAUUAAAAAAUGAAAAAUCACGUCCUGGGAAAUUGGAGCCAGAAAAGCAUGUCAAAAAUGCUGCUGUGGCUGGAAACAAGAAGAAUAACAAAAAUGCAGAUGAAAGUAGUUUUCAGAAACAAGACACUGGAUUGAAGAUAGACAAAAGUUUAGCAACUGUCGUCCUGCAAGUUACAUCUGUUCCUGAAAACCGUGAUGCUUCCAAUGAUUGCGGUGAGAAAGAUAAGGCAACAAACGUAAAUGAAAUGUCACCUGUAAAAGUUGUACCCGUGAAGUUGACAAGUCAAGAAAAUUCAUAUGAUAUAUCUCCUUAUCAAUGUUCUGAUGACGAGGAUGAUGAUGAGGAUGAACCAUCCAUCAAGAAGUUUGUCCCUUCAUGGGCCAGUAAAAACCGCGUGGCCAUGGUUCUACCAUUGCAGCAGAAACUCAACCCUGAAUUAAUAUUCUCUGUAGAUAGCUUUUGCAGUAUGGAUGAAGUUCUCUUGCCACGUAGGCUACAAGCACAGUAGGUUGCAUAUGCUAAUUAUGUACUCACCUAUAAAGCGCGUCCAUGUUAUUUGCAGCCUGUGUAAAGGAAUGAAUGAGAAUGGUUGUGUAGUCAAAUGAUUCUUCCAAAUUAUCUUGAUCGAAUGUCCAUGGUUGCUAGAAUAGCUUUCGCGGGAAUGAUCUUGCAAACUCUAAACUUCUAAACCGGUGGCUUUAUUGAAUCGUUUGAGAUAGAUUACCAUCUACAAUCGUGCAUUCGUAAUUUGUCUAUAAUUGUAGUGUCCAUGUGUCUUAUAAUAUGAAUACUGUAGUUAAUGUGCAUGAGAUUACAUCUUUUGUUUGAUUUAAGAUCAAAUACUUAUUACAUUAGUUUUUAGUUUUUACGUGAUAGUUUAGAUACUUUUUGAUUGA